This is a messenger RNA of Erigeron canadensis, 2797 nucleotides long. RefSeq names its product synaptotagmin-2. Bases 436 to 2445 code for a protein of 669 amino acids. The record is from RefSeq and is a predicted model, not a curated record. Lineage: Eukaryota; Viridiplantae; Streptophyta; Magnoliopsida; Asterales; Asteraceae. Gene Ontology annotation, molecular function: lipid binding. The transcript has 9 exons.
CAAUUCCCACCACUGGACCAACAUCUCUUGUUGCCUCUCAAAAUAUGUCCCAUCAAAACACUCUUUGUUUAUUUCUUUCAACUCCCUGACCACAAAAAAUUUCAUGGCAAUUUCACCAGUUACCAACUUCAAUCCCAUUUAUCUUCUUCCUAAGCUAUCAAGAUUAUGUUUCGCUUGAACUUUAUGCAAUCUCCUCAACCAAAGUUUCGAACUUUACUCAAUAUCUCAUCUGGGUUUUUGUUUGCUAAGUUUCUUUAACGUAUAUGUAUCUACAAGCUAUCAAGGUUAUGUUUUUCUUGAAUAUUAUGCAAUCCUUUUAUUAAAGUUUUGAACUUCAGUCCAUAAUCCAUCUGGGUUUUUUUAGUUUGCUUAAGUUUCUUGAACGUAUGUAUCUAUACUAUAUAUCUUUAUGUGUCAAGAUUUGGACACGUAUAAAUGAUAUCUCAAAUACCGUCAUCAAGGUGCGAGUUUUCGAAGUUUUUAUGGGUGUCAUCACCAGCAAUUUGCCCAUGUAAGAAAAGAGUAAAAUCUAGUUUUUGUAGCUUUAUUAGUAGGAAUAGGUUUUAUGGUAGAAGAAAGUUUUCACUGAUAUUGGUUUGUGUGGUUCCUAAUGAUGGAAAGAAACAUAGUUUGAAUCCAAAGUUUGUGAAUUCGACGAAAAGGGGUGCUAAAGAUUUUGUUAAUAGAAGGAUUUCGAGUGAAUUGGUUGAAAAUGAUGGUGAUUCAUUAUCUGAAAGCUCGAUUCCGUUGGGGACUUCGAAUAACUUUACUAACUUUAGAGAAGACCCUAUAGUAGAUAAGCUUAGGACACAACUUGGAGUUAUACACCCUAUGCCUUCACCACCUAUAAAUCGAAAUAUUGUUGGAUUGUUUGUGUUCUUUUUCUUUGUUGGGGUUGUGUUUGAUAAGGUUUGGACAUCAAGAAAAAGGAACAAGUCAAGAGAUGAAGGGGUUCCAGGGAUGUGGCCACAGGUUCCCACUAGCUUCUCGUUGUUUCUUGAGAAGGAUUUGCAGAGGAAAGAGUCGGUGGAAUGGGUGAACAUGGUGUUGGGGAAGUUAUGGAAGGUUUAUAGAGGUGGGCUUGAGAAUUGGGUAAUUGGGUUGCUUCAGCCUGUUAUUGAUAACUUAGAGAAACCCGAUUACGUGGAAAGAGUUGAAAUUAAGCAGUUCUCAUUGGGAAAUGAGCCUUUAUCAGUCAGGAAUGUUGAACGCAGAACUUCUCGUCGUGUUAAUGAUUUACAGUACCAAAUAGGACUUCGUUACACUGGUGGUGCUCGUAUGCUUUUAAUGCUAUCUCUAAAAUUUGGCAUCAUUCCCAUUAAGGUGCCUGUGGGUAUUAGAGAUUUUGAUAUUGAUGGAGAACUUUGGGUUAAACUGCGGUUAAUUCCAUCAGAACCGUGGGUGGGAGCUGUUUCAUGGGCUUUUGUCUCACUUCCAAAAAUUAAAUUUGAGUUAUCACCAUUUCGCUUGUUUAAUCUUAUGGCCAUCCCUGUACUCUCGAUGUUUUUGACCAAACUUUUAACAGAGGAUUUGCCACUGUUAUUCGUUCGGCCCAAGAAGAUUGUAUUAGACUUUCAAAAAGGAAAAGCAGUUGGCCCUGUCCGAAAUGAUUUCAAGACAGGAGAAAUGCAAGAAGGAAAUAAAGAUUUUGUUGGUGAACUAUCAGUCACUCUUGUUGAUGCUCGCAAGCUCUCAUAUGCCUUUUUUGGAAAAUCAGAUCCGUAUGUCGUAUUAAGGCUGGGAGAUCAAGUAAUACGUAGCAAAAAGAACAGUCAAACAACUGUUAUAGGGGCUCCCGGUGAGCCAAUAUGGAAUCAGGAUUUCUACAUGCUAGUUACGAACCCUAGAAAACAAAAAUUGUCCAUUCAAGUGAAGGACUUUCUUGGAUUUGCGGAUACAACUGUUGGCACAGGAGAGGUUGAUCUCGGAUCUUUGAAAGACACGGUACCGACUGACAAAAUUGUGGCCCUCCGAGGAGGCUGGGGACUAUUUAGGAAGGGGUAUGCUGGAGAGAUCCUACUUCGACUUACAUAUAAAGCAUACGUUGAAGAUGAAGAGGACGAAAAGAUUGAAACUGUAACUUCUGAUUUUGAUGUAUCAGAUGAUGAAUUUGAGUUAGAACAGGCUGCUGUUACGUAUGGGCAGCGAGUAAAUGAUAUUUCAAAUGGAACCAGCAAAGAAGCUUUUAUGGAUGUUUUAGCGGCAUUACUUGUCAGUGAAGAAUUUCAGGGUAUUGUGGCUUCGGAAACUGCCAAUGCUAAAUAUUCCACGGAUAUAAAGAAGUCAGAAUCAAAAGACACAUCUUCUAGCGGCGUUUCGGCACUCGACCUUUCGAGUUCUGAGAGUGGAUCUAGAGGACAAGUCUUAAUUUGGCUUGCUGUGAUCACAACUAUUUCAAUCCUUAUUGCACUUAAUGUUGGUGGCUCCAGUAUAUUUAAUCCCUGAUGCAAUGCAUGAAGUUUUGGUUUAUAGGCAGCUUCAUUAGAUUUUCAACAGAUGUGAGAUAUCAUAGUUUAACUGCCUCAUCAAGAAGAGAAUGUUCGUUUGGCGGCUUAAAUUGAAUCAUUUCUUGAGAGCAUAAAGUGAUUAUUUUGUCGUAUAUAAUUGUGACAUUUUGUGUCACUAUUUUUGUAUGCAUAUCAUAUUUGGUGUAGAGCUUUUGCCAAAGUGAAAGUAUAUGUUAGAAUCAACUUUCUUCAUUUCUUGUAUAUUUGUAAGCACGUGUUAUUUUUUAUGGAUACAAAAAGAUCAAAAGAAAUAUCACAAGUGUGAAAAGCAUAUGAAGUUCGAUAUUCAA